GAUCUUAGAGAUCAUUUUUGGUUCAGCCAGUUCACUGCUUAAAUCUAAACAUAGAGCAUGCCCCAAUUUCCUCGGCUUAUCAUACUUAUCAUGUAAUUCAGUCUCUAGACAUCUUGAAAGCUGUUAUGCUUUGUGUCAAGGCCGUUGUAGUCCCAUCCUAUUCAGAAAAGCUGUUACAAACCAUGUGACCAGACAAACUAAAUUUGGGUUGAAUGCAUCUAAGAUUUAUAAUCUGUAAUCCCCAACUUAAACUGAUAAACAGAAAAUGUUUUCUACUGCUGCAUGGAGGAAUUCCUGCUUACAUCAAUACAGAAUGAUCAAGUAUAUAAUGUUAAAAGGUUAUAUAUUUAGUGAGAUUCCACAGUUCACAGAGUAGUACAGCCAUAGAAAUUAGGGUUUGGAAUUUCACUUCAAGUCUUUUGAACCAGGUUGAAAUGAAUGUUUUCUAGGAGAUCACUCUUGAAAAUGUCAUUUCUAGUUCUUUUUGCUGGGAGAUCUGUUGUUGGGUUCAGAGCUUUUUACAAGCUCGUUUUCUUGAGCAUGUGAUGUUGGAUUUCCUGGGCUACAAAAAUCUAUGGAGUUUAUAAGAAGGACCAACCACAGAAAACAGGCAUAAUAAUAAGAAGUUAAGGGUAUAGUAGUGCUGAUGGAAAUCAUGAAAUUUGCUUGGUUGUAAGUUGAGUAUAUGAGUCUACAGUACUUGGGUAUUUUGUAUAUCUCUCCCUGUUCUAGGCCUGAAAGAUUUAAGGAUAAAAGGGUUUGUGUGGAGAGAGGAAAAGUUGGUUUGAAGGGCAUGGCCUGGUUGAAUAAGGCUCUGUAUCCCAUGAGGAAAGCAAUUGUGGAGGUUACCACUCGCCUGCGUAGUAGAAAAUCAGGAGGAGGACUUGUGAAGCUUCACAAUGAAGUGCAGACAUGUGAUUAUGAAGACAUACAAGUGAUGUGGGAAAUGCUGCAAAAAGCAGAAACUCUGGUUCUGCCAAAAAGGAGGCGUCAUGUCUGGAGACUACGCUUAUCAGUAAGCUUGAAAAGAGGAGGAGGAGGCUCCAGGGCUAAACAGAAGGACCAAAGAUCUAUUUCUCAGGGAAAUUUGGUUAAAUCCGUUCCUUCACCACAUUUCCUUUGUGUCAUGAAAUGAAUGGGCCUUGGCAAGGCUUAUUUAUAUUGAUAGUUUGCUAAUUUAAGAUGUAACAAAUCUAAUACUGUCUAUUGAUCUCUCCAUGAGAUUUAGCUGUUCACAGCAACUCUGUAAAUUUU
Molecule: messenger RNA, 1254 nt
Organism: Cryptomeria japonica (Japanese cedar)
Lineage: Eukaryota; Viridiplantae; Streptophyta; Pinopsida; Cupressales; Cupressaceae
Exons: 2
Coding region: 686-1135 (149 amino acids)
Source: RefSeq, a predicted model, not a curated record